Molecule: messenger RNA, 996 nt
Organism: Pseudozyma flocculosa PF-1
Lineage: Eukaryota; Fungi; Basidiomycota; Ustilaginomycetes; Ustilaginales; Ustilaginaceae
Exons: 1
Coding region: 1-996 (331 amino acids)
Source: RefSeq, a predicted model, not a curated record
AUGACGACGACAACGGCAACGUCGCCCAAGAUUGUCUUCUACGACCUCGCCUUCUACCCGGGCGCCCCACUGGCAUCACCCAAUACGUGGCUGACGCGGCUGUGCCUGCUGCACAAGCGCAUCCCAUUCGAGGUCGUCGAACCCAACCUGCUCGACCGCGGGCCCACGAGCCUGGGCAAACGGCUGGGCAAGUCGCCCCUCUUCCCCGUCAUCCAAGUCUCGCCUCCCCUCGAAAAACAGCGCGGCGACAACGACGCCGACGGCGACGGCGCAGGCGCAACAGACAAAGACGACGACGUCGAGUACGUCGAGGAUUCGUUUCAGAUCGCCCUCUACCUCGACCGCCACUUUGGCGCGCACCCCAUCUUCCAGCCGAACCUGGAGCGGGUCGACAUGUCGGACCCGUCGUGGCCCACGAUCCUCUCGAUGGCCACCAUCCUCAAGCACGGCUACGCCACCUCGGACUCGAUGUGGAACAAGCUCUUCCACCUCGCCGCGCCCGGCCUCGGCGAGAUUGCCGAUGCCGUCGAGGACCCGUCGUUUGCCGCCUACUUUCGCUCCGACCAGCGACACGGCAAGGGCGGCUGGGCCAAGAUUGUCGGCAUGGACCUCGAGACGAUGCUCGUCGAUACGCGCCGGUCGUUUCUUCCGUUUGAAGAGGUCCUCAAGUCUCAAAGUACCAGCAGCCGCGACGAGGGUGCGCGGUUCCUCACGACGCCGUCGCACGUGGGCAUUGUUGAUUUCCUCGUGUUUAGUCGCUGGGCCAUGGUCAAGGCCUGUUCUCCGGCGCUGGCGGAUGCGUUGGUCGACGCCGAUCCGGGACCGAUGCGCGCCUACCUCGCCCAGGCGGCGGGCAAGCGCAUCGACGAAGAGGAGGGAGAGUGGUGGGGUGACGUGCGGCUCGACCACUUUGCGCGCUGGAAGGAGCGCAUGCUCGACCUGUGGGACGGCGCGCCCCGCAAGGCGUUGCAGAGAAAGGGUCCCAGGGAGCUGUAG